UCAGUAUUUUGCUCAAUGGUAUACAAAUUACAAGGUCUCUAAAUUCGGCUCCAACGAUGAACGGUUGAAAUUAAACUUGAAGGGAUACGGUCUGGGCCGCCUGCGCGGGUCCCCAGUGUUUGGUACUUUCAUUCGUACGUCACCCACCAACUAAACAAACGCCGUCGUUUCUUCUGCCUCUUCUUCUCGUCCAGUGCAAUUGAAUUCCUUCAAAGAAAAAAAUAGUAAUUACUAAUUAAUACAGAUUUUUCAAGGGAAUCCCACAGUGAUUCAUUUCAUACCUUCUCUCAACUAUCUGUGCAAGAAAAAGAAAGUUUCUGGUUCUCAAUGGCUGCCAAAUUAGGUUCCUUUAGGCAUUCUCUUCUAGAGAGAAGGGAGAAAACAAAGGGGUAUUCAGUGUUGGGACUCACCAAUGAAGAAGAAGAACUGCAACAACAACGAUGCAGGUGGUAUUCUUAUAGAUUCAUAAGUGAAAAAGUAACUGGGUUCUUAAAGGAAGUCCAAUCUGUUGCAGGCCAGGCAUGGCAGAUGGGCAUAUCGGAUCCCAGAAAGAUUGUUUUCUCUGCCAAGAUGGGUCUUGCCUUAGCACUUAUUUCUUUACUUAUUUUCUUGAAAGAAGAACCCAUCAAGGAACUAAGUCAAUACUCGGUUUGGGCUAUUCUUACUGUUGUCGUAGUCUUUGAAUUCAGUAUAGGAGCAACUCUUAGCAAAGGGUUUAACCGUGGGCUGGGGACAUUAUCGGCUGGAGGGCUUGCUCUUGCUGUGGCAGAAUUGUCGGAGUUGGCUGGACAAUGGGAAGAAAUUGUUGUUGUUAUAAGCAUCUUUAUCACAGGAUUUCUUUCAACUUAUGCAAAACUAUACCCAACAAUGAAGCCUUAUGAGUAUGGAUUCCGAGUGUUUGUUUUGACGUAUUGUUUCGUAAUAGUAUCUGGGUAUAGAACAGGAGAUUUCAUUCAUACAGCUGUGACACGAUUUUUUCUGAUUGCACUUGGUGCUGGUGUUUCUUUAGCUGUUAAUGUAUGCAUUUAUCCAAUCUGGGCUGGUGAGGAUCUACACAAUUUGGUGGCCAAAAAUUUUAUGAGUGUGGCAAAUUCCUUAGAAGGAUGUGUUAAAGGGUACCUUAAUUGUGUUGAAUAUGAAAGGGUCCCUUCCAGAAUCCUAACUUAUCAAGCUUCUGAUGAUCCAGUUUAUAAUGGCUAUAGAUCAGCUGUAGAAUCUAUAAGUCAAGAGGAAGCUCUGGUAAAUUUGUUGCAUUUAUGUAUCGUCUUUCACUUUUCUUCCCAUUCUCUGAUUUUUUUUUUUCCCGUUGUGAAGUUGGGUUUUGCCAUAUGGGAGCCUCCCCAUGGCCCUUACAAGUCACUUGGUUAUCCUUGGAAGAAUUAUGCCAGACUAAGUGGAGCAUUGAGGCAUUGUGCAUUCAUGGUCAUGGCAUUACAUGGUUGUAUACUUUCAGAAAUACAGGCUCCACCUGAACGGAGACAAGUCUUUUAUCAUGAACUUCAGAGGGUAGGUGCUACAGGUGCUAGAUUAUUGCGUGAGCUUGGCAACAAAGUUAAAAAGAUGGAGAAAUUAGGUUCUCGUGACAUGCUAUUCGAUGUACUUGGAGCUGCUGAGGAGUUGCAAAACAAAGUUGACCGGAAAUCCUACCUUCUUGUCAAUGCCGAGAGUUGGGAAAUCGGAAAUAGACCACAUAGUCCAGUAGAGCCUCAAGAUUCACGAAACUUGGAUAACGAAGAACACAAAGUCCUGGCUUAUAAGUCCCUCAGUGAAGCAGUACUUGAUCUCAAAUCGGUUCCUAUACCAAAUAGUUGGGACGGCCAGCAGACUAAUGUAGGUGUCAGCCUUUCAGUCUCUCCCGUUGUUCCCUCUAACGACUUACUGAAGAAGCAGAUAUCGUGGCCUGCACCCCGUUCUUUUGCUACUGAUACAUCACCACCCUUGGAAGAGUCUAAAACAUACGAGAAUGCAAGUGCGUUGUCACUGGCAACAUUCACUUCACUUUUGAUAGAAUUCGUCGCCAGGCUUGAAAAUGUUGUUGACUCGUUUGAAGAGUUGAGUGAGAAAGCAAACUUUAAGGAACCCGAAGAGCUACCAGCAGCAGCAAGAGAGCCCAUUGGCUUUUGGUCAAGAUUGUUUAGAUGGAAAUGGUAUCGGCCUGAAGCCUAAAUCAGGUCUUACAGCUUAAGACACGGGCCUCAACAAGUUUAGGAUUUUGAUUAGUCGGCAAAAACAUUCAAACGGAAAGUGAAAAAAAACUUUUGAAGCAGAACUUUUUUACUUAAAUGAAUCAAACAAUGUACAGAGACUAUAUGCCAGUGUUGUCAAGGGCACAAGCACACCCUAGCCACUAGAACCCUUUGUACUGCCUUGGGACGCAAAAAAGGCGCUAGCAUAUGUAGUUUACUCGUAAAGAAUGCAAUUUUUUUCGUUGGUCAUUAUGUGGUUUUAUUGUGAUUCAUUUAUGUAUAUUGAGAAGUUUCCUUAUUGUA
Molecule: messenger RNA, 2489 nt
Organism: Gossypium arboreum
Lineage: Eukaryota; Viridiplantae; Streptophyta; Magnoliopsida; Malvales; Malvaceae
Product: aluminum-activated malate transporter 9
Exons: 5
Coding region: 328-2166 (612 amino acids)
Biological process (GO): malate transport
Cellular component (GO): plant-type vacuole membrane
Source: RefSeq, a predicted model, not a curated record